Messenger RNA from Caenorhabditis briggsae, 1236 nucleotides. RefSeq names its product Protein CBR-TIAR-2 (gene Cbr-tiar-2). Gene Ontology annotation, molecular function: RNA binding. The transcript has 6 exons. The coding region runs from base 1 to 1236 and encodes 411 amino acids. Lineage: Eukaryota; Metazoa; Nematoda; Chromadorea; Rhabditida; Rhabditidae. The record is from RefSeq and is a predicted model, not a curated record.
AUGUCGAAUUUCUAUCAAAACGACGAUAGUUCGGGCUACAACCCUCGGGUCCAUGCGCGGUUCGCCGAACGGGAAGGCUACUAUCUCGCGUCGGGCUCCGAGGAUCCGAGAACGCUCUUUGUGGGAAAUCUGGACCCGGCGAUCACCGACGAGUUUCUGGCGACACUCUUCAACCAGAUUGGAGCUGUGACCAAGGCCAAAGUGUGCUUCGAUGGCAUGAACGAUCCGUUCGCCUUCAUCGAAUUCGGCGAUCAUAACCAGGCUGGACAGGCGCUUCAGGCAAUGAACGGUCGCAGUCUUUUGGAUAGGGAGAUGCGUGUGAAUUGGGCAGUGGACGCCAGCCAACCAGGCGACUCCCGAAAGCAAGAGACCUCUCGUCACUUCCACGUCUUCGUCGGCGAUCUCUCAUCAGAAGUGGACUCUACGAAGCUUCGUGAGGCAUUCCUAGCCUUUGGAGACGUCUCCGAAGCUAAAAUUAUCAGAGAUACGGCCACAAACAAGGCAAAAGGCUAUGGAUUCGUUUCGUAUCCGAGAAGAGAGGAUGCCGAGAGAGCCAUCGAGCAGAUGAAUGGACAAUGGUUGGGUAGACGGACCAUCCGGACAAAUUGGGCGACUCGGAAGCCGGAGGAGGAAGGAGGUGGAGAGAGAAGAGAUCGUGGGGAACGAGGAGAGCGCAGACACUAUGAGAAGACGUUCGAUGAGAUCUAUAAUCAGACGUCAGCGGAUAACACCUCGGUCUACGUUGGACAGAUCAAUCAGCUCACUGAAGACGAAAUCCGCCGCGCGUUCGACCGCUUCGGACCAAUCAACGAGGUUCGAAUGUUCAAAGUUCAAGGCUACGCGUUCGUGAAAUUCGAGCAAAAAGAGGCGGCCGCUCGAGCCAUCGUCCAGAUGAACAAUGCGGAGAUUCAAGGGCAACAAGUCAGAUGUAGUUGGGGGAAGAGUGGAGAGUCCAGCGCUAGCAAAUCGAACGAAGGCGGUGGCAACUCUCGCUCGAGCUAUGGAUACGGUUACGGUCGUGGCGACGGACCGUCCGGUGGUGGCUCAGGAGGAGGCUCUGCCCCUUUUCCGCCGUUCAAUGGACCACCACCACCGCCAGGAGGACCACCACCAGCUGGAGGCAACAGCCAAUAUUGGCAAUACUACGCCCAAUACUAUAACAAUCCGCAGCUAAUGCAGCAAUGGAACAAUUAUUGGCAGGGAGGCAAGCAGGGACCACCACCAUCUGGAAAUUAG